AUGGUGAUAACGAUAAUGGUAACAAUGGGUCAUAAUAACAGGAACAAUAACAAUGUUGUAGAUCAAGCAGCUUUCAAUGCCAAAGAAUAUUUCAAGUGUCAGCUCCUGUAAACUGUGUUUGUCUGCAUCCAAAUCAAGCAGAACUUAUUGUUGGUGAUCAAAGUGGUGUUAUACAUUUAUGGGAUCUACGUUCAGAUCAUAAUGAGCAACUGAUACCAGAGGCUGAAGCGUCUGUGCAAGAUGUUGCGAUUGACCAAGAUGGUACAUAUAUGGCAGCAGUAAAUAACAAAGGCCACUGCUACAUUUGGACACUUACUGGGGGUGUAGGUGAUGAACCUACCCGUCUUAAUCCUCGUCACAAACUUGCAGCACACAAACGUUAUGCACUUCGAUGCAAAUUUAGCCCUGAUUCUACACUUUUAGUGACUACGUCUGCUGACCAAACUGCGCGUGUUUGGAAAACCACAGAUUUUUCGGAGGUACAAAUACUUCAACAUGAGGCAAAACGAUGGGUCUGGGAUGCUGCAUUUAGUGCAGAUUCACAAUACAUAUUUACUGCUUCAUCCGAUGGUGUUGCAAGAUUAUGGAAUGUAUCAACAGGAGCAGUAGAACGAGAAUAUCAGGGUCAUCAAAAAGCAGUUACUGCUCUUGCAUUUCGUGACGAGGUACUUUCUGCUUCUUAAAUGAAUUGUACAUUUGUUUAAAUUUUUGAAUAAAAUAUUGUUUUCAUGAACACAAUAUUUUUGAAUAAUAAAAAAUAUCGUUUUGGCUUGUAAUUUAUAUUAAAUUAUGUAAUUCGUGCUUUGUUGUCUUUUUUUUUAUUUGUGCCUUUUUUCCCCGCUAUUUUUCCAAUUACUAUUUCGAUUUUAUUAUGUACGAUCUUACACAAUAUAACCAUUCCCAUUUGAGAUCUUAAAAUAAAUUUGCACAUUCUCAAGCGUAUACGUAAAUCACAACAUGACUUUUAAGUAUCUACAUAACAUUAAUUUUAUCUUUCGAUAUGAUAAUAAGUAUGAUAACGAUAAGAUAAAACUGUAAUUACAAUCUGGGAAAUAAAACAGAAGAAAAAAUAAUUUUCUUAAGAUUCCAAUUUAGGAAAAUAAUAUAUAUAUUUUCCAUUUAACCACUGGAAUCUUCAUUCUUUUAGUUUAUCCUUCAUAAUUAUAGUUUAAGUACUUUAAAUUAAAGGCAAUUUUUCUACUUCACCCAUUUCUGUAAAAGUUUCGUCAUCCAUUGUAUAACUUAACAUGAACUUUAAUGAUACUGGUUCCUAGAAAAUAGAUCACAUCAAAAUUAUUAUUCGAAAUACAAAAGAAAUAAUUUCAUUGUCUUACCUUUGUAGGAUUUGCAAUUAGCAUAAUUUGAGUAAUUGCUGAUGGUGGUAAGAAUGGAUUGUGAGCAGGCAGUCCUGUUCCAGAAGGUGGCUGAAGUCUACAUUUACAUUUCUGAAAGCAAAAUAUUGUCAAGAUUUUCAAAUAUUAUAAUUCAAUCCAUUGAAUUAUAAUAGUUAACUAGUUGCAUUAAGAAUAACAAUAAUGAAUCGCAAAUUAAAUAAAUAUUUAAAACAUACUUUUGGCACCACUGCUUGAAACAAGUAAUCGGUAAGUGGCUUCGAAUUCUUACUCAUUGUCGUAAUUACUACAACAAACACAUCUUCCCUUGGAUUAUCCCGAGCAAAAUGGAGUACAACGGAUAUUCCGUUUUUCUCUUCGAUUACUGUCAUAGGUGGAUUAAUACCUAUCGAACCAAGAAUUUUUUUAAAUCGCAUAUAUUUUAUUAGGUAUCCGACUAG
Molecule: messenger RNA, 1792 nt
Organism: Heterotrigona itama
Lineage: Eukaryota; Metazoa; Arthropoda; Insecta; Hymenoptera; Apidae
Source: the annotation of a GenBank genome assembly